Molecule: messenger RNA, 2612 nt
Organism: Malaclemys terrapin pileata
Lineage: Eukaryota; Metazoa; Chordata; Testudines; Emydidae
Gene: FAM217A
Product: family with sequence similarity 217 member A
Exons: 7
Coding region: 1-1653 (550 amino acids)
Source: RefSeq, a predicted model, not a curated record
AUGCACCGGGCCGGGAGCGGGGCGGGAGCUGCCGCGACACAGACACCCGGGGGCUUCCGAGGGUUUGGCAGGAGGAGCUGGCGCUGCAGCGCUGUGGACAGAGGGGACUUCACAGGCGGCAUCUAUGGCACCAGCCUCCCGCUCACCAGCCUCUCCGACUCCCGCCAGAAUAUACAUACGAGUGAUCUGGAACAUGAUGUCCACCUUCCUGAAAAUAAAUACUGUCUGUCGGGAGACGAGACUGGCACAGGAGGUGUUCUUUCAAGCAAGUUGCACAAGGAUGCUUACACAACAGUAGUGGAACAACUGGCAGAUCUUAGGUUGUCAAAAAAUAGGACUAGAAGAACACAGCUCAGUCAAAAUAAUAGCAAGGAAGGGAUGUUUUGUUCCUGGAGAUAUACACACGAUCAAAGCAAUACUACUGUGAACAGAGACUCCAAUAAGCCGCUAGUGGAAACUCUUUCCAGCUCACAGGGUAAUUCUUUAAACUUCUUUACUGUUAAUCCCACAUUGAUGGGGGCCCGUCUGAACAGCUAUCACACAGUGUCUUACCGGGGACCUCAGCAGCUGCCAUUAGGAAUCCACUGGACAAAUGGAGAUGGGGAUUUUUUCAAGGCCAGAAAUGAAACCACAGUUUCUGACUCCUAUCCUGCUACAGAAAGUAGUAGUGAUGACACUGUCUAUGUCCCCCAAUGGAAUUUGAAGUUGCGAAACAGUAGUGUUGAGAACAGUCUUUUAACAGAGGAAGGUGAUGUAUCUCAGAGUGAAAAAGUGAAUGAUGUUUUGCUUAGUUAUUUCAAAUAUAUGGAUCUGAACUUAAGACCAGAAACUAUAGAAAACAUUGAAAAAGCUUCCUCCAAGCACCAAAAUGAAGUGUUUCCAUACCCUGAUUUUCUCCCGCCACCUUUCAAUAACCUGGACUUACAAAAGUUGGCCUUAUCAAAAUGGGAUGACUGGAAGGAAGUCUUUAAUCCACCACCGGAAAGCUCUGUUGUGAAAUUAAUAUCUCGUCUGUUGGAAAUUGAACGGAUGCAGCACUUGACUAUAUUAAAAGAGAAGACAAGAGUCCUGACAGUAUCUUCCAAUCUGAUGCUUGGCAAUCGACCCAGUUCCACAAAAUCCAUGCAUCAGUCGAAGCAGUCAAGACUAUCUGACCCUUUAUGUCUUCAGACACCUUUUAAUCGAGACUGUCAAGAGAAAAAUAAAUCCAACCAUUCUGGCUGCUGCACGCAGGAGUGGAACAGCUCAAAAUGCACUUGGGAGUACUGUCAUAAUUGCAAAUGGAGUGCUGGAACAUCCUCCCUUAGAAGUUCAUCCACAAAGCAGCUUAGAGCAUCUUGUGAUGCUUUUAAAAGCUCUAAGCCCCCCAUCAUUUUAAACUCUAACAUGCUCUUGCGGAGGUCUUCCUCAUGCUGUGUGGCGGCACCAAGAACUCAAUCAACUGUUAAAUUGACUUCCCCAAAGCUACUGCCACCAAGUACAACUAUAUCCAGUCCUUUCCCUGAUAAGGACAGUUUAAAAUAUAAACAGCCAAGGACGAAAAAGAAACUCUACAGAAAAAACGUAGUAACGAGUAAGACUUUUCAUUGCCAGAAGUUAAAAUCUGUAUCUGCUAUGCCAAAGCAGAAGUACACUCACACUGACAAACAGUAAUUUCUUGAAUUCAUACUUCUCAUUAUGAGUGAGUCCUGCUAAGCAAUCUUAUUUUAGCUUUAUUUUUGUCAAGUUAAAGUAUUUUUAAUGGUAUGAGACAGAAGUGAUAUGAAAUAGCACUUGUGUCAAUUGAAUCCACUUGUAUUGUAGAAAAAUCAAGUUUAAUCCCUCUGCCUGCUGACAUCCUUUACAGACCAUUUGUGUAACUUUUAAAAGAAUUGGAUCAAUAUAAGCAUACCAGCAGAUCAUCCCGUUCCAGAGUGCAACUAUAUAUUUUUUAAAUUUUUACAAAAGUAAUAUCAAUAUAGUUAUAUUACACUACCACCCAGAAAAUCCCACGCAGCAUCAGUGCUCCCCCAUGCGCUAGGUGCUGUACUAAUACAUGGGAAGAUACGGUGUCAGCCAUAGAGAAUUCACAAUCUAAGUGCAAUAUGAAGGGUGGGAAGGGAGAUCGAAAAAUACAGUUUCCAUACGUGUGUCAUUUUUUUCUGAUGCAUAGAUUAAAGACCAAUGGUCUGAUUAGACACAUGGGAAAAUACUGAAGCAAAAUGAAUGUAGUGCAUUUCUAUCAAUAUGUAAUCCCUCUUUUCCUCAAACAAGGAAAUUAAACGGAACAGCUAAAUUGAUGAAGUUUGCUGUACAUGCCUAGAAAUCAAUAAAUUCAGAAUUAUGGUUCCUAUUGCAACCAUAGUUGUCCUUGUGUAUGAGACACCUCCCCCCCACAAAACCUAUGUUAUCUGAUACUCUGGUGGCGCAGAUUGGAAAUUCUGUAGCAGUUCCAUUUAAAAUUCUAUCUUAAUUGAAGUCCAUACACUAUUCCCAAUGUUACUUAUUCAAAUAUUAAAUUUGAUGUUAUACUACCCUAACAUGUUCAUUAUGUGUCAAAGAUUUUGGUACUGACAAGUAAUUGAACUAUAGAAGUUGUCAGAGGGGUAAACUGGAGAUUUUUGGCACAUGAA